AUGGAAAUAUGCAGGUAUUGAUGAAUCGAAAUUACGAAAGGAUAAUCUAUCUAUCUAUCUGUGUCGUCGUCAUCGAUCAUCAUCAUGAGGAAAAUACAGGCGGUGGCGAAGAAACGAGCCAACACCAUAUUCGGGACGGGCGGAUCCGGGGGAGACGAAAUGGAGGAUACGGAGGAUGAGGAGCAGAACCCCCCGGUGGGAGAAGUUCACGAAGCAGAGAGAUUCCUCUCCAAUGGCGAUUACUACACGGGGUAUUGGGCGGGCAACUUCCCCCACGGCCACGGCAAGUACUGGUGGACCGACGGGUGCAUGUACGUGGGGGAGUGGAGCCGGGGGAAGUCGAUGGGGAAGGGCUCGUUUCGAUGGCCCUCGGGGGCGACCUACGAGGGAAAUUUCAAGGGCGGGUUCAUGGACGGGGAAGGGACGUACAUCGGCCCCAACGGGGACACCUAUAGAGGGAAAUGGGUGAUGAACGUGAAGCAGGGGCGCGGGGUUCAGGAGUUUGCCAAUGGCGAUUGCUAUGACGGGGAAUGGUUCAAGGGAUUGGAGGAGGGACAAGGGAUGUAUACAUGGAGCAAUGGGACUUACUAUGUUGGGGAGUGGAAAGGUGGGGCUAUUUGUGGGGAAGGGAAAAUGGUUUGGACAAAUGGGAAUGUAUACCAAGGACAUUGGGAAGAUAGUGUCCCUAAAGGGAAUGGGACAUUAAGAUGGGCAGAUGGGAGUUACUAUGUAGGGAAUUGGAACAAAGACCCUAAAGAACAAAAUGGGAACCAUUACCCUUCAGAAACAUCAGUAACUGAGUGCACACUUCUUGACUGGGAUCCCCAACAUGUAUUCAAUGUGGAUUUAAAGGACUGCAAAGUUUGCCCAGCUGACAAAGUCUUGAUCCUCCCUUCCCAGAAGAAACUGGCUGUCUGGAGAUCUGCAAAGACUAAAGAGAAACUCUACCACGGCAUUCGCCCCAAACGAAUGUCUGUCGACUACGUGAGACUAGACAGGAAUUUCAGCCGUUCUCAAUUCUCAGAUGGGAGUGGGGCUAGUAGAAGUUCUUGCGCAUCCGACGAUACCACCACCUCCACCUGCCACGAAGAACCCGGUUUUCCACCAAGAGGGAGCCCUAUUAGGAUUCCCAAGACUCUUGCAAAGAAGCAAGGAGAGGUUAUCUGCAAAGGCCAUAAGAAUUAUGAACUCAUGCUCAAUUUGCAGUUAGGCAUCAGACAUGCUGUUGGGAGGCCUGGUCCAUCUCCAUCAUUAGAUCUAAAAGCCUCAGCAUUUGAUCCAAAGGACAAAUUCUGGACAAGGUUCCCACCAGAGGGAUCAAAAAGCACUCCCCCUCACCAAUCCUGCGAAUUCAAAUGGAAGGACUAUUGCCCCAAAGUUUUCAGGGCAUUGAGGCUGCUGUUCAAUGUGGAUUCAGCAGAUUACAUGCUGUCCAUUUGUGGAAACGAGGCCCUCCGGGAGCUCUCGUCUCCCGGGAAGAGUGGUAGCUUCUUCUACCUCACGAACGACGACCGUUACAUGAUAAAAACAAUGAAGAAGGCAGAGGUAAAGGUGCUUUUGAGGAUGCUGAAUCCCUAUUUCAAUCAUGUCCGCGCAUACGACAACACCCUCGUGACCAAGUACUUUGGCUUACACUGUGUCAGGCUAACAGGAACAGCACAAAAAAAGGUGCGCUUUAUGAUCAUGGGGAAUCUCUUCUGUACCGGGUAUACAAUUCACAGACGAUUCGACUUGAAAGGCUCAACCUUUGGGCGCUUGACAGAUAAGCCGGAAUCAGAGAUUGAUGGAACUACAACUCUCAAAGACCUUGACCUUAACUACAUAUUUCGAUUGCAGAAGGAAUGGUUUGAAGAGUUUCGAAAGCAAGUAGAUAGGGACUGCGAGCUGCUCGAGCAGGAACGAAUAAUGGACUACAGCCUUCUGGUUGGCAUUCAUUUUCGAGAAUUGGGUAAUGCUAGUGCAGACCAUACAGUUGUGGAGAAUGGUGAAGGCUCAGAACCCGAUUCCUCUCAAGCAGAUAUGGAUCAUUUGCCAUGCUCGGGGGAUAUGAAACUGGGAAUAUGCAUGCCUGCAAGAGUGGAAAGAACAGAAAGGAGAUAUGAUCCAGAGCCACAGCUAGUAGGAGAGCCAACAGGGGAGUACUAUGAUGUAGUGUUGUUCUUUGGGAUCAUAGACAUUCUUCAGGACUAUGACAUUACCAAGAAGCUUGAGCAUGCCUACAAGUCUUUCCAGCACGAUUCGAAUUCGAUAUCAGCCGUGGAUCCAAAGGCAUACUCGAGGCGGUUUCGCGAUUAUGUAUUCAAAGCCUUUGGAGAGGACAGUUAGAUAAUGGAGAUCAGAUUGAAUAUAAUGCCUGUAUA
Molecule: messenger RNA, 2360 nt
Organism: Ipomoea nil (Japanese morning glory)
Lineage: Eukaryota; Viridiplantae; Streptophyta; Magnoliopsida; Solanales; Convolvulaceae
Product: phosphatidylinositol 4-phosphate 5-kinase 6-like
Exons: 7
Coding region: 85-2325 (746 amino acids)
Biological process (GO): phosphatidylinositol metabolic process
Molecular function (GO): ATP binding; 1-phosphatidylinositol-4-phosphate 5-kinase activity
Source: RefSeq, a predicted model, not a curated record